This is a messenger RNA of Amphiprion ocellaris (clown anemonefish), 2580 nucleotides long. RefSeq names its product TBC1 domain family, member 17 (gene tbc1d17). The transcript is spliced from 17 exons. Bases 75 to 1961 code for a protein of 628 amino acids. The record is from RefSeq and is a predicted model, not a curated record. Lineage: Eukaryota; Metazoa; Chordata; Actinopteri; Pomacentridae. Gene Ontology annotation, molecular function: GTPase activator activity. Gene Ontology annotation, biological process: activation of GTPase activity.
GCGGGACUUUCCGGAAGCAGGAAGACGUAACGUUUGUUUUGGAAGAACGAAGCAGCGACACAAGAGAGCGAAAAAUGGAGCAAAACGUUGAGGACUACAAGAUGAUAUUUGAGAAGGAGGGGGUUUACCUCCACACAAACGCCAAGAGGAGUAACCAGGACACCACCAUCCCAGGGUUCAUCCGCAUUGUAGAGCGUGCUGGAGUGCCAGCUUUAGAGUGGAGCCCACUGGAGGAUGAUGGUCGCAACGCUCCUGCUGUGCUCUACUCCAGAAAGGAUGGUGAAGGAGGGGAGGAGGACACAAACUUUGACCCAGGAUAUGAGCCGGACUGGGCCGUUAUCAGCACCGUGAAGAAGGAUCGAGAGCACGUCCCAGUUAAAGAAUCUGGUCAGUGGGCGUUCUCUCUGCCUCUCUCAGAGCUAUACUCUCUUCGGAGGGCCCGGUUCUCUUUGGGUCGGAACUUUCUAGUGCUGACUAGUCGAGGCGGCCACCCGUUGCCUCCUCUUCACUUCCACAGAGGAGGAACCAGAGAGCUGCUCAGGGCACUGCAGCACUACAUCAUCCUGGACCAGUCUCCAGUCGAUGGCCGGCUCUUCCUCGCCUACCCCCUCGACUCAGGUGCUCUCUCGCAGUCCUUCGAUAAGCUGCAUCUCCUCGAUGAUGGAGGCUCUGAUCUUGUCUCGAGAUUUAUCCAUGACCCUUAUGCAACUACAUUUGGUGGAUUCUCCAAAGUCACUAAUUUCUUCAGGGCUGCACUUCGUCCUCCAGAUUCUCCUGCUCACUCCCGCCCUGCUCAGGAUCCUAGUUUGCCCUCCCAGCCUGACGACGAGCCCGGAUUUGAACUCAUCACCUGUGGCGUGGAGCUGGGUCCCAGACCAGACGUAACCAGGGGUCGACCUCUGGGCAACUGGGAAGAGUUCCUGGACUCUGAGGGGCGCGUGAAGAACCCAGAGAAAGUCAAAGAACUUGUUUUCAGAGGGGGCAUCACGCCAUCACUACGGAAGGAGAUAUGGAAGUUCCUCCUGGGCUUUUAUCCGUGGAACAGCACUACGAAGGAAAGGGAGGACAUUCUUCGUGUCAAAACGGACGAGUACUUCAGAAUGAAGGUGCAGUGGAAGUCCGUCAGUGAAGAGCAAGAGAUGAGGAACUCCCUCCUCAGAGGAUACAGAAACCUGAUAGAGAGGGAUGUCAACCGGACAGACAGACACAACACGUUCUUCUCUGGGAACGACAAUCCAGGGCUGACGCUGCUUCAUGAUGUGCUCAUGACUUACUGCAUGUACAACUUUGAUCUUGGUUAUGUCCAAGGGAUGAGUGACCUCCUCUCUCCGAUCCUGUUCGUCACCCAGAACGAAGUGGAGUCCUUCUGGUGUCUGACAGGCUUCAUGGAGCUGGUGCACCAGAACUUUGAGGAGUCUCAGGAGGCCAUGAAGCAGCAGCUCCUUCAGCUCAGUGUCCUGCUGAAGGCUCUGGACCCGGAGCUGUGUGACUUCCUGGACUCUCAAGACAGCGGCUCUCUUUGCUUCUGUUUCCGCUGGCUGCUCAUCUGGUUCAAGAGAGAGUUUUCCUUUGAGGACAUCCUCAUCUUGUGGGAGGUUCUCUGGACUCGUCUUCCAUGUGACAACUUCCACCUGCUGAUCGCCUGUGCCAUCCUCCAAUCCCAGCGAGGGGAGCUGAUUGGCUCAGACCACGACUUCAACACUAUUCUGAAGCACAUUAACGAGCUGACGAUGAAGUUGGACCUACUGAGUAUGCUGCGUGGAGCCGAGGCCAUUUACCUCCAACUGGUCCGCUGCAAGGAUCUUCCUCUGAAGGUGCAGCAGGUUCUGGGUCUCUACGUCCCGUCCAGCUCCGAUGAGGAGAGUCCAGACUCCCAGUCCAGUGAGACGCAGCGCCUCCUCGCCCAGUCUCAGGCAGCAGCUGCAGCCUCUAGUUCAGCCUGUGGGUCUUCCUCUCCUUAAAUGUGCAGGUCGGCUGGUGGACUGACAGUUACUAAUUAAGACACGUAUGGAAGUACAUGAAAUACACACAGUAUAUACAGGACAUAUUUAUAUAUAUACUGUAUAUACUGGUCCAGUGAAUAGGAAUGCAGGCUGUUGUUACUGUGUUUCAGCAGCAGGGGGUGCCAUUGAUGCUUCUUUUAACUUGUGUCUAUGAAUGUUACAAUCCAACAUGUUUAAACACUAUACUAUUUUGUGACACCAUACUGGUUUUCUUUGUGUACGUCGUCCUCCUUUGUUUACUGUCUCUGCUGUUCUUUCUAUCCUCCUUGUGAUGCUGCUGUUUUAAUGAUUAUUUAACUGUAUUCAUCCACAUGUAGUGUUUUCAGAGCAUUUUAUGUUUCCUUAUGUCCCCUCUUUACUCACUGUUCCUGAAAAGGAAAGAAGAUGAAGGAUAAGCUGACUGGCAGCAUCCUGGGUAGUACUGUAUGAUGCCAUUCCAGCCCUAUGCAAACAUUUUGCAUGCCCUAUAGUUUUCACAUGCUGCGUGGUAAUGUUUUAAGCCUGGAAUUUAUCUGUAUUAUGUGAUGGCAUUUUGAUCCGCUGAUUAUUACCAAAUAAAUGGUUGAAUCUUAACAAA